GCUGUUGACCCUCAAAGAACCCCAUAACGAAGUAAUAAUAUGGGAGCAUCAGGCAGUAAAAUCGUCCGUCGUUCGCCAUCAUCUUGCCCUGGACCAAAUAACUUGCCACCACUGCAAUUCCAUCAUGUUCACGGUGAUAACAUUCGGAUAUCACGAGAUGGUACGAUAGCUCGUCGUUUCGAAAGUUUCUGUCGUGCCAUUACCUUCUCGGCUCGUCCGGUGCGCAUUAACGAACGAAUUUGCGUGAAAUUCUGUGAAAUCUCUAAUAAUUGGAAUGGUGGUAUACGUUUCGGUUUCACCAGCAAUGAUCCAGCCACAUUAGAGGGUACUCUGCCCAAAUAUGCCUGCCCCGACUUAACAAAUCGUCCUGGCUUCUGGGCCAAAGCUCUACAUGAACAAUACUGUGAAAAGGAUAAUGUCCUCUAUUACUAUGUCAAUUCAGCCGGUGAUGUUAUCUAUGGCAUUAAUAAUGAAGAAAAAGGAGUUAUAUUAUCAGGCAUUGAUACACGUGGUUGUUUGUGGACCAUCAUUGAUAUCUAUGGCAAUUGUACGGGUAUUGAAUUUUUAGAUGCCCGUGUUUAUAUGUAUCAGCAAAGUGGUGGUGUGGGUCUGCCUCCCUCAGUUUUGGCAGCCGGUAUGACUGGCACCUUGCCAGCCGGUUCUCAAAUGAGUGGUCUAAAUCCCCAUCAUCCCAAUCAGCAAUCUAGGAGAUCUCUGCCCUCUACCGCUGGUAGCUAUGAUCACGAUUUGGAACGCAGCAUAAUGCCUUCGAUGCAAUCAUUGAAUAUUGCCGGUGAUCAAGUGGCCAUUGCUUCGGAUCUGGCCAAUGGCUUACCUCCACUACGUUAUAAUGCCUCUGGCCGUCUGAUACCAGUACCCUUCCACAUCACCAAAGGCCGCAAUGUACGUUUGUCACAUGAUCGUUUUAUUGCUUCGCGAACAGAAAAUGAUUUCUGUCAAGGUUAUGUUUUUACUGCCCGUCCCAUAAGAAUAGGUGAGAAGAUAAUCGUACAAAUCCUGAAGACGGAACAAAUGUAUGUGGGUGCAUUGGCCUUGGGUUUGACAUCGUGCAAUCCAGCCGCCUUGCAACCCGGAGACUUGCCAAAUGAUUCCGAUUUCUUGUUGGAUCGUCCCGAAUAUUGGGUGGUGAGCAAAGAUAUUGCCGCCGCCCCCCAACGUGGCGAUGAGAUUGCCUUCUUUGUGGCACCCAAUGGUGAGGUAACCAUUAGCAAAAACAAUGGGCCAGCUGUGGUGGUGAUGCAUGUCGAUCAAUCUUUACAAUUGUGGGCCUUCCUCGAUGUCUAUGGUUCCACACAGUCGGUGCGUAUGUUCCGACAACAGCUGCCAAAUAUGGUGAAUUAUCCACCAAACGCAAUAGCGGGUUCCUCGCAACGCAUAGUCAAUAUACCCGUCUCGGAAUCAAUGAAUAGUCUGAAUAGUCAAAUAUCGGAAAAUCGUAAAAUUAUCCAUCCCUCGCAAUUGAAUGUGACACACGGUACGAUAAGUGCGUCCACCUCAACACUGGCCUCAAUGCAAUCGACAAACAAUUUAGCGGUGGGUCAGACCUCAGGUAUUCUGAAUGGCACUUGUUCCCCACCCAGUAAUGCUGCGACGGGACGUAUGAUUAGUAUGCCCUCGAAUGGUGAAAUGAUACAAAUUCAGCCCACCAAUGGUGGUGGUACUGUAUUGGUUGUGAAUUUACCACCUGCCACUUCAGCAUUGGAUUUGAAUGGUUUGGCGACGUCACAGGCUCGCCUAGCCGCAUCGGCAGCAACAACAACGAAUGGUGGAAAUUCAGCUACUUGUUCAAGUGGGGCCAGCAGUAAUUCAAAUGUAAAUACACUUGUUGGAAAUAUCAAUAAUGGACAAUUUAUUGAGACUAACACUGCCUCUUCAUUAAAUGUGGCUGCUGCCACAAACAACAAAUGGUCUAAGGACACCGUGGACAAUUCCGAUUCAGCUGGUGCUGAAUGUACAAUCUGCUAUGAAAAUCAAAUUGAUUCGGUACUCUAUAGCUGUGGUCAUAUGUGUAUGUGCUAUGAUUGCGCCAUUGAGCAAUGGCGUGGUGUUGGCGGUGGCCAAUGUCCACUGUGUCGGGCUGUUAUUCGCGAUGUUAUACGUACUUAUACUACAUAAAAAAAGAAAACAA
Messenger RNA from Musca vetustissima, 2149 nucleotides. RefSeq names its product protein neuralized (gene neur). The record is from RefSeq and is a predicted model, not a curated record. The coding region runs from base 40 to 2136 and encodes 698 amino acids. Lineage: Eukaryota; Metazoa; Arthropoda; Insecta; Diptera; Muscidae. The transcript is spliced from 3 exons. Gene Ontology annotation, molecular function: ubiquitin protein ligase activity.